AUGCUAAGUAAACUUGAGCAAUCAUCCACCUAUGUUGUAGAUGUUGAGCAGAUCUGGCUCAUUCUUGGCCAGUUACAAGCUGCAGCAGGUAGCCAGUCUGAGGAAAUCUCUCAGCUGAACAGAAAAAUUGACCUGUUAUUGGCUCGAGGAUGUGUCAACAGUACUUAUCAGGAGGCGGAUGAAAGUAAUGAGCAGGCACUAAACAGUCUCCCUCUAUCAUCAAUGGAAAAAUUUGAUGAAUUUGAGGAAAAUUUGAAACAACAGGAAUUCAAAAGUCUUGUGGUGAAGUUACUUGCAACCCUUGGUGGUAAAGAUGCAAAAUUGUUAAUGUUCAAUUGUAUGAAACGGUGCCUGACGUCAGAGAUAGGAAUGAAGUUUUCAUAUACAGGAAGGCCUCCAAAAGACAAGACGAAAGAAAGGAAAAGCGCUUUCUGUUCAACCUUGCUUUUUGCAGCAAUUCAAAGUUCAGUCAGAAAAAUAUUUCCUUUGACAACCAAAGAACAGUUUAAAACCAACAUAGGACACUGGCUUCAACAGUCAAAAAACAGAAGUCAAACCCCACGGACCAUUAUACUGGCAGAAGCCAGUGAUUUUUGA
Molecule: messenger RNA, 597 nt
Organism: Schistocerca cancellata (South American locust)
Lineage: Eukaryota; Metazoa; Arthropoda; Insecta; Orthoptera; Acrididae
Exons: 4
Coding region: 1-597 (198 amino acids)
Source: RefSeq, a predicted model, not a curated record